GAACCCUCCAUUCAGAAGAAAUGCUGUGGUGCUUCCCUUUACCCACACGAAAUGGAACCCAAGAGACUGCAGCUGAAGAAAAAAUUACCGCCUCCUUACAAAUGAGAGAGUUUCAAGUCUACAUAGUUUCCAACUGCAGGAAAAUAACCAUCAGCUUCUCCACAGUGUAGAUUAGAACAGGGGAAAAUGAACAUCACUAACUGUACCCCAGAAGCCAGUGUGGCUGUGAGACCCAAGACCAUCACUGAGAAGAUGCUCAUUUCCAUGACUCUGGUGAUCAUCACCGCCCUGACCAUGCUGCUAAACUCGGCCGUGAUCAUGGCCAUCUGCACCACCAAGAAGCUCCACCAGCCUGCCAACUACCUGAUCUGUUCUCUGGCUGUGACGGACCUCCUGGUGGCCGUGCUCGUCAUGCCCUUGAGCAUCACGUACAUCGUCACGGACAGCUGGAAGCUGGGGUACUUCAUCUGCGAGGUGUGGCUGAGUGUGGACAUGACCUGCUGCACCUGCUCCAUCCUUCAUCUCUGUGUGAUUGCCCUGGACAGGUACUGGGCCAUCACCAACGCUAUUGAGUACGCCAGGAAGAGGACGGCCAAGAGGGCCGGGCUGAUGAUCCUCACGGUCUGGACCAUCUCCGUCUUCAUCUCCAUGCCCCCUCUGUUCUGGAGGAGCCACCGCCAACUCAGCCUGCCCCCUGGUCAGUGCACCAUCCAGCACGACCACAUCAUCUACACCAUUUACUCCACACUUGGGGCAUUUUACAUCCCCUUGACUUUGAUACUGAUUCUCUAUUACCGGAUUUACCAUGCAGCCAAGAGCCUUUACCAGAAAAGAGGAUCAAGCCGGCACUUAAGCAACAGAAGCACGGAUAGCCAAAAUUCGUUCGCCAGUUGUAAACUGACACAGACUUUCUGUGUGUCUGACUUCUCCACCUCAGACCCUCCCACAGAGUUUGAAAAGAUCCACACCUCCAUCAGGAUCCCUCCCUUUGCCCAUGACCUAGAUAACCCGGGAGAACGCCAGCACAUCUCCAGUACCAGGGAGCGCAAGGCAGCACGCAUCCUCGGACUGAUUUUGGGUGCAUUCAUCAUGUCCUGGCUGCCAUUCUUCAUCAAAGAGCUGAUUGUGGGUCUGAGCAUCUACACCGUGUCCUCUGAAGUGGCCGAUUUUUUGACAUGGCUUGGUUAUGUUAAUUCUCUGAUCAACCCUCUGCUCUACACAAGUUUUAAUGAAGACUUUAAGCUGGCUUUUAAAAAGCUUAUUCGGUGCCGAGAACAUACUUAGAUUGUAAAAAGCUGGAAGGCAUGACUUUUACCAGCCUCGUGAGUGCACAGGGGUAAGGGGUGCAACUUAUUAAUUCUUGAACAUAGUUGGUUCAGGAGGUUUGUAAGUAUGUGUGGUCUUGGUUUUUGUUUGUUUGUUUUCUGUUUUGUUUGAGGCUUGUUAUUGGGUGUGCUGUUUUCUACCUCUGGUCUUAUUUGUGGUACCUAAUUGCAAAUAAACACUAUCAUACAAAAACAGAAAUUUCACAGCAGUAAUAGUAAGGUAAAAUAGUAAAUACUUUUCACUUUUUUAGCCACUUCAGUUAACCCUGCAAUUAAAGAAUACCAAAAUAAAUCUUCAUUUGGAGAAUUUCUUAUUACUUAUAAAUCAAAUAUCUGAUAACUUGCCCUGGUGUGUGGCGUUAGUUCUGAGCAUAUGGAUCCAAAUGCUUACCAAUUCCAGUGGAAACUGCGUGACCACAUAAAGCAUUAAAAGAAAAAAAAGUGGUGCGCUGUCAUCUACUGCUUGCAGACCUGAUCUAAAGCCACUUAUUAUGAUUACAUGGCCCACUCCUUUCCAACACAAAUAGUACAGCUGGCAUGUCUUCUUAGUUCAUGAUUAAAUACACAUCCUCAUUCUCUAAACAGAACUUGGAAUGAAUGUACUGGCACUUUCCUAGGUCUUUGACUAUGAAUGUGAAACAUAAGCAAAUAGUAUUAUAAAACAAUCAUGGAAAUUGGUCAUUUUGUUCCUAUUUAACCUGACAGACAUAUUGGGCCUCCUCCAGUUCUAAGAAGUGUCCCAGCUAAGCCUCGAGUACACUCUCCCAUUCUAGCAGGAUUAACGUGUGAGUACAAGUCAAAUGUGGAGAACUUUUAAAGCAGUAUUAAGCUGCUGAACCCAUUAAGGGGUGCAGGGACCAAAUGAGAGAAUCCAUUACCUGAAGAACUUUGUUGGAGACUGUUGCUCAUUAAGUUACCAGCUGUGCACUUGGAAAAAAAAUUAAAAAUUGAAAAUCUGUGUUUACAGCAAAGGCCACCCACUAGCAAAUGAGUAUGAAAUUGUGUCUCCUGGAAUCCCUAUAGCUUCCAUACUGGACUGCAGACUGGGGCCAGGAGGCUGCAGGUGGGACCCAAGGCCACACAGUGCGUGGCCAACUUGGACUGAUGGCUCUAGUCGUAUGGUGGAGCUCGUCACUAAGUCAAGAGUGAUGACAGAAGGGACUGAAAGGGUGGAAGUUCUUGGACACUCCGCAGUAAGUGACUGUUCUAGACCUCUGCUCCUCACCUCCCAUCCACAGCCUCUCCCACCUCUUCACUCCCCCCAGAUCACAUCUCUUGUUUGUUUGUCGAAAAGACAUUGCUUUGCCCCCUGCCCACUUCCACCUCCAUGUUUUACCCCUUAGUUCUAUCCCCUCUCAAAUUUUCUGUAAUCUUGCUACUUUCCUCUCUCUCUCUCUCUCCCUCCCUCCCACCAUCCCUUCCUCUCCCCACUUUUCUUUAAUCUCACCCAUCAGUUUGCUCAAGUCUCUUAGACAUUAGAACCAAUGUCCUCCGGCCCUACUUCCCCUUCUGGCCCCUGCUCCAUCUCUCCCCACACUCUCCCAUCUGAGUCUCCCCAGUCAUCAACCUGCUCGUUCUACCUCCACUUCUCCCCUUCCACUAACUUUUCUCUCCUUUGCCAUCUGGGUAUGCCCCACCCAGUUCCCCCAAAACUGAUCUCCCAAAGGGUAUCGGCGACUUGCCAAUGGGCAAAUCCAGUGUCCUUUCCUCUGUCCUUAUCUACUUCCCACUCUCAUCAGUUAAAACAGCUAACCAUCCCUUUCUUGUUUAAGCCCAUGCCUUCCAGGAUCCCUUUACUAACCUGGUUCUCCAGCUACCUUCUCAUUCUUUGCCUCCUUUUCUUCAUCCUAGGGGUUUAUCCUCAGCUCUCACCUCCCGUAUAUUCAUACUCCACCCCAACCUCCAUCAUUUCCACAAAUAGUUCCAUGCCUGAGGCUCUAAAAUGUGUGUCUUUAAUUCUGAUCUCUCUCUUUCUCAAACCCUAGACCCAUGAAUUAUGUCUGGUGAACAUCUCCCUACUAACACUCUGUUGGUGCCUCAAACACAGCCUUUCUAAACUGAACUCAUGAUCAUUUCCCACACUCAUACCUUCUCCUUUUCCACCUUCUCAAUCUCAGAUAACAGGAUUACCAUGCUUUUUAUCAUUUACAUUAGGUCAAUGAGAUUCUCUCUCUUUGUAGCUUGUCUCUCACAUCCAGAUAGUAUAAAAGUCUUAUCCAUUUACCUCUGUAGCAAUGUUUGUAUAUUCACCCCUCUUCUCCAAUAACUUGGUCCUCUCCCCUGGACCAAUCUUCUUAUCUGAUCCACCUACCUCUGGACCCCUCACCUGCAACUGUGCCCCUGCAGACCUGCUACUCUGCCCCUGCACACCUGCCAGAUACAUUUUCCUAGAACAGUGGUUCUCAAAGCAACAUCUCCAGACCAGCAGUGUCAGUAUCACCUGGGAACUUGAUAGAAAUGCAAAGUCUAGGGCU
Molecule: messenger RNA, 3799 nt
Organism: Orcinus orca (killer whale)
Lineage: Eukaryota; Metazoa; Chordata; Mammalia; Artiodactyla; Delphinidae
Gene: HTR1E
Product: 5-hydroxytryptamine receptor 1E
Exons: 1
Coding region: 187-1284 (365 amino acids)
Biological process (GO): chemical synaptic transmission; G protein-coupled receptor signaling pathway, coupled to cyclic nucleotide second messenger
Cellular component (GO): dendrite; plasma membrane
Molecular function (GO): neurotransmitter receptor activity; G protein-coupled serotonin receptor activity
Source: RefSeq, a predicted model, not a curated record